UUCUUAGUUUUGUUUUGAAUUACAAGGCAGUGCUAUUUUGUUCUAUCCGUUUUCACUUCUUGCUUCAGUGUGUGUUUUCCUUCCCCUUUGUAUUGGAUACUUUGCAUUCGCAUUCACAGUGCCAGAUAACCUGAAUGCUAAAAUUAAUCGAGAGAGGGGGAAAACAAGUUUGAGUGGCAGUGAAGGAGAGACUAGCACUGGCUAGUGUGGCAGGAGGUUCGUGGAGGCGCCAACCACCUCCGAUUUGCCUUGGCGGAGUUGAACGGAGGUCGCGGCGGCUGCGUCAAUUACUUUCCCGGCGAUGAAGGAUGCGUGGUUCGGAGCGCCAAGUAGCCUCGGAAGAGAGAAACCCUCGCGCAACGAAGAGGAAGAGUGGCGCCAGCCGUGCCGGCGGCGCGUUGCGGCGGCCUUGGCUGGUCGAUGCAGAGGUGGAGCGGCGGACUUGGUUGGUGCUGUUCUGUGACGAACCGGAGCUGGGGAGGGAUUGGAUGCCGCGGCGACGCCGGUGAGGCUGGCAGUGGUGGACGGCGACGCUGCUGGCGGUUCUGGUUGGAGACCGUGCGGCUGUGAGUCUUGGUGGGGGGUUGGUCUGGUUUGAAGAAGCCUUUGGGUGAAGAAGAAGAUGAUUAAGAGUUGCACGAUUAGUGUACGGAUACGAUUAACGCGACUGAAGUUCGUUUCGUGUACUAUUCAGGCACAGAAACGAUUUGUUUCGGGAAUAGUAUUAAGGCUGUAAUAAAAAAGGGUUGACCAGCUUUAAGAUGGAGCUCACUAUUACACAACCUGAUGAUUGGCAUCUUCACCUUCGUGAUGGUUCUCUUCUUGAAGCUGUUCUCCCUCACAGUGCUAAGAAUUUUGGAAGGGCUAUAGUGAUGCCAAAUUUGAAACCACCCAUCACUACCACAUCUGCCGCUGUCACAUAUCGAGAGUCCAUUUUGAAAGCAAUACCUAGAGAUAGCAACUUCACUCCUCUCAUGACACUUUACCUCACAGACUUGACUACGCCUGAUGAGAUUAAACUUGCAAAAAAAAGUGGACUUGUGUAUGGUGUGAAGUUGUAUCCUGCUGGUGCCACUACGAAUUCCCAAGACGGUGUUACAGAUCUUUUUGGAAAUUGUUUUUCUGUUCUCGAGGAAAUGGUUGAGCAAAAUUUACCAUUAUUGGUUCAUGGAGAGGUUACAAAUUCAGACGUAGAUAUUUUUGACCGAGAAAAGGUAUUUAUUGAAACAAUUUUGAAGCCUUUAGUUCAAAGGCUUCCACAGCUGAAGGUUGUGAUGGAGCAUAUUACUACUGCAGAUGCUGUUAAAUUUGUAGAGUCUUGCAAAGAAGGUUUCGUAGCAGCAACCGUAACACCGCAACAUCUUCUUCUUAAUCGUAAUGCUUUGUUCCAAGGUGGUUUACAGCCUCACAAUUACUGUCUUCCAGUGCUCAAAAGAGAGAUCCACAGACAGGCUAUUGUUUCGGCUGUUACUAGUGGAAGUAAACGAUUUUUCCUUGGAACUGAUAGUGCACCACAUGAUAGGCGGAGAAAGGAAUGUUCAUGUGGAUGUGCUGGGAUAUACAACUCCCUGGUAGCUCUAUCAAUAUAUGCCAAGGUUUUUGAAGAGGCCGGUGCACUUGAUAAGCUGGAGGCUUUUACAAGCUUCAAUGGACCUGACUUCUAUGGCCUCCCUAGAAAUAAGUCAAAGAUUAAACUGAGGAAAGCUCCUUGGAAAGUACCAGAUUAUUUGUCAUUUCCAUUUGGAGACAUUGUUCCCAUGUCUGCUGGUGAAAUCCUUGAAUGGGAGGCAUUGCCUUGUUGACUUGCAUGUCUAUUUCAAAGUUCGGUAUCCUUCAGUAAUCUUGUUCUAGUCUUAUCAGUCAGUUCUGUGUUUAUUUUACAGACUGUUAUCAUUUCCAUUUUCUUGGUCAGGGUCAGGUAAGUUUCACUAUAAAUCAAAGCACUGACUGUGAUUCAUAAAUUAUUGGUUGUUGAACUGGGAAUUUUGGUAAUAUUCAGAACUUUGAUUAGGCAAUUUGGUUGUUCGGAUUUUACAAAUAAACGCUGCUUAAAUUUUCCAGA
Messenger RNA from Vigna unguiculata (cowpea), 2062 nucleotides. RefSeq names its product pyrimidin 4 (gene PYR4). Lineage: Eukaryota; Viridiplantae; Streptophyta; Magnoliopsida; Fabales; Fabaceae. Gene Ontology annotation, molecular function: dihydroorotase activity. Gene Ontology annotation, cellular component: chloroplast; cytoplasm. Gene Ontology annotation, biological process: 'de novo' pyrimidine nucleobase biosynthetic process; pyrimidine nucleotide biosynthetic process. The record is from RefSeq and is a predicted model, not a curated record.